Cylas formicarius (sweet potato weevil) is the source of this 1054-nucleotide messenger RNA. Its product is annotated as regucalcin-like. The record is from RefSeq and is a predicted model, not a curated record. Gene Ontology annotation, biological process: L-ascorbic acid biosynthetic process. The coding region runs from base 10 to 1005 and encodes 331 amino acids. NCBI's taxonomy places the organism in Eukaryota, Metazoa, Arthropoda, Insecta, Coleoptera, Brentidae. Gene Ontology annotation, molecular function: calcium ion binding; gluconolactonase activity. The transcript is spliced from 6 exons.
ACUAAGAAAAUGUUGACGAUUACCGCCAUUUUGCUGUUGGUGCCGUACAUUCAAUGUCACGUAGGUGUUGGGGUAGUUCAACUAACUCCACCAAUCACAAAACUGGGAGAGUCGCUCUUCUGGGACAGCGAAAAGCAAGCCAUAUACCUCGUAGAUGUGCUAGACAGUACCGUAUACCAAUAUAUCCACGGAUCCAACGAAGUCACCCACACCAAAAUUGACUCGAAAACGAUUGGUGCAGCGAUACCCAUCAAAGGCAGAGCAGGUGAGUUUAUCGUGGCUGCCUAUCAAGACCUGCUGAGGCUCGAAUGGGAUGGUCGCAACAAUACUGGAAAGGUAACCAAGUUAAAGAAGAACUUUGAAUUUGCACAGCACGAGCAGUUCUACGAAGCCAAAGCUGACUCUAAGGGUAGAUUAUGGAUUGGAACGUACCAAGUGAUCAACAGAGAGAAGUACCAAUGGGUCGAAGGUGGGGGUUCUCUAUACAGCAUCACCGUAAACAAAAACGAUUCGGUGAAUAUUAAAAAGAAAGUGAGCAAUUUGACGUUCCCGAGCGGCCUUUGUUGGUCCUUGGACGACCGAUUGCUGUACCACGUGGAUGCACAUCGCGGACAGAUUAAAAAAUACAAAUUUGACAUCGACAGUGGAAAUUUAGGCAAAGGCGAGGUAUUUUUCGACCUAGCCAACUAUCCUCACCUUACUGGAGGGCUGGACGCCCUAGCCAUUAAAGAAGGUGUCAUCACAGUUCCUUUAUACAACGGAAGCGUUAUACUACACAUCGACGAGGAGACAGCAGAAGUACACAACGUCGUACCCAGUCCGGUACCAUUACCAACUUCCGUAGUAUUCGGCGGACCACACAAUAAAACAGCAUACAUUGCAUCGUCAGACUUUCGGCUUACCGAGCUAGAGAAACGACUGAAUCCUUUCGAUUCAAAGGCCGUUUUUGCCUACACUGGAUACGAUUUUCCGAACUCGCCGUCGCACAGGAUUGUUAUCCAUUAAAAUAACACCUUUUAUAAAAAAAUAAACAUUGUGUUAUAGGGUGUUUUCU